Molecule: messenger RNA, 1414 nt
Organism: Linum tenue
Lineage: Eukaryota; Viridiplantae; Streptophyta; Magnoliopsida; Malpighiales; Linaceae
Source: the annotation of a GenBank genome assembly
AAAAAGAGAGAAAGACCUUACUUCUCACCUUUCAUUAUGGAAACGAAAUCCGGGUCUGAUAUCCAUCUGCCGCCCGGGUUUCGAUUCUACCCGACCGACGAAGAACUCAUAGUACAGUACUUGAAGAACAGAAUCAGAUCGGCUCCUCUCCCGGCUUCCAUCAUUGCUGAGAUCGAUCUCUACAAGUUCGACCCGUGGGAGCUACCAAAGAAGGCUUUGUUCGGAGAGGACGAAUGGUACUUCUUCACACCAAGGGACAGGAAGUACCCAAAUGGAGCCCGGCCGAACAGGGCAGCAGGUUCGGGGUACUGGAAGGCUACCGGGACUGACAAACCCAUUCUCAGUUCUACUGCAAUGGCAAGUGUGGGUGUUAAGAAAGCUCUUGUGUUCUACAAAGGACGCCCACCUAAGGGAAUUAAAACUGACUGGAUCAUGUAUGAAUAUAGACUGCCUGAUACCGCGGUCUCCACUGCCAGGCAAAAAGGGUCUAUGAGGUUGGACGACUGGGUCCUAUGCCGGGUUAGGCAAAAGUGCAGCAGCCCUAGGAGCCUGUGGGAAGAUCGAAGUGCACCUAUUCAAGAACUAGCAGGGACUUUCCCGAAACAGAAUGAGCUGCUGCGAAUGAGUGCAGAUCUAUGCAAGACAAUGAAUAUGACAACUCCUAGUAUCGAAUUGGUCAACAAGCCAGGGAAUACAAACAACCAUAAUAAUGAUGACAUGGUGAGGAACUACUUCAGCAACCCUAAUGACGACGUGGUGAAGAAUUACCUGUACAAGGAGUGCCCCAUGCUGCCCUACAUAUUUGCAUCUCAAGAUUUUUCCUCCUGCACCACUAAACAACCAGCAGCAUCCAGCAUUAACUUUCAAGGCAGUGACAAGUCUAGCAUUUCGGGUUAUGAGGAGGAGUCUUCUGAUGAUAAGAACUUGCAAUUCUCAUCAGCUACUUCGCUCGAUAACUUCUUUAACCCACUGAAGCGGAAAGAUGUUGAAAGAGAUCAUCAGCAGCAGGAUUCUAGUUUUUACCUAGGCAAGAAGCCUAAAAAUGGAGAUUUUGACGAAGACGCCAUGAUAUCUAUAUGUGGAGACACCUUCGACAUCAACUUUUGCGGAGACGAUGAGUUUUAGAAUACUAAUGAUGGUGCUCUACAGCAAAACCAAUCAGGCAGAGUAUGAAUAGCUUCAUAACUUUAAGCUUCCCAAGCAACUAGACACCAGAGAAGGACCCACCAUACAAUGUAAUGUACAUAACUCCGUAGUAGGGUUCUUUGAGUGCAAAAGGAAAACUCCUUUAUGUUGAGAGUUGUUUCAGAAGAUCACUAGCAACUACUGCCCACAAAAAUCAGGUCAUUGAAUUUCUACAAAUUUGUAACAGCAGAAUUUUCUGGGGGGAGCUACCAUAUCUCUAAUACUUUAC